This is a messenger RNA of Babjeviella inositovora NRRL Y-12698, 189 nucleotides long. RefSeq names its product cytochrome c oxidase subunit VII (gene COX7). NCBI's taxonomy places the organism in Eukaryota, Fungi, Ascomycota, Pichiomycetes, Serinales. The coding region runs from base 1 to 189 and encodes 62 amino acids. The transcript has a single exon. The record is from RefSeq and is a predicted model, not a curated record.
AUGGCUCCAGAUCCACAAAACAUCAUCAGAUUGCAAAAGCUCUACCAGAACUCUCCAAAGCCAAUGUGGUUGAAGCACCCAAGAUCUAAGUUCUACAUUUACCCAUACGUCGCCAUGUUCGCCGUCGGUGUCACCGUUCCUUUCUACUACUACGGUAGAGCCGUCUUGGGUAUUAAGGCCGACAAAUAG